Messenger RNA from Archocentrus centrarchus (flier cichlid), 1722 nucleotides. It is a transcript of the gene chrna11, whose product is annotated as cholinergic receptor, nicotinic, alpha 11. NCBI's taxonomy places the organism in Eukaryota, Metazoa, Chordata, Actinopteri, Cichliformes, Cichlidae. Gene Ontology annotation, molecular function: transmembrane signaling receptor activity; acetylcholine-gated monoatomic cation-selective channel activity. Gene Ontology annotation, biological process: monoatomic ion transmembrane transport. The record is from RefSeq and is a predicted model, not a curated record. Gene Ontology annotation, cellular component: postsynaptic membrane.
AUGUGGCACUCGGUGGCUCUGCUCCUUUCUGGAUUCUCUGCUUUGAUCCACGUGUCAUUACAGGGUCCUCACCAGAGGACCCUGCUGAAAAACCUCCUGAAGGACUACAACACAAUGGAGCGACCGGUGGCCAACGACUCCCAACCUCUUAACGUCUCCUUCACCCUCAGUUUGAUACAGAUCAUGGAUGUGGAUGAGAAGAACCAGGUGUUAACCACUAAUAUGUGGCUACAGAUGACUUGGUACGACCACUAUCUCCAGUGGAACCAGAGCGAACAUCCUGGGGUGAAAAAUCUUCGCUUUACCACGGAGCAGAUUUGGACCCCAGAUGUCCUCCUCUACAACAGUGCAGAUGAUGACUUUGACUCCACCUUUAAGACCAAUGUUCUGGUGAACUCCAGCGGCUAUGCUAAGUAUAUGCCCCCAGGAAUCUUUAUGAGCACAUGCAACGUGGAUGUUCGCUGGUUUCCUUUUGACAUUCAGAAAUGUGAGCUGAAAUUUGGCUCUUGGACGUAUGACGGUUGGCUGCUGGACCUCCAGAUGAUCGAAGCUGACAUUUCCGGCUACAUGCCCAAUGGGGAGUGGGACCUGAUAGGUGUUCCCGGCAAGCGGAGCGAGAUCUUCUAUGACUGCUGUAAGGAGCCCUACCCUGAUGUGACGUUUGUUGUUACAAUAAGGCGGCGGACACUCUACUACGCCCUGAACCUGCUCAUCCCAUGUGUGCUGCUCUCUUCCAUGACCUUGCAUUUUGUGCUGCCAGCUGACUCCGGGGAAAGACUAUCUGCAGGUAUCACCAUCCUGCUGUCGCUCACUGUUUUCAUGCUGCUGGUCGCAGAGAUCAUGCCAGCCACAUCUGACUCUGUCCCUCUUAUAGGUCAGUACUUUGCCAGUAUAAUGAUCAUCGUUGGGAUGUCAGUCAUCGCCACGGUGGUGGUUCUGCAGUAUCAUCACCACGAUCCAACUGGAGGAAACAUGCCCAAAUGGGUGCGGCUCGUUUUGCUGCAGUGGGUAGCAUGGUUCCUGCGGAUGACGCCCGGGGAGAGUGACGACCCAGAGCGGCCACCUUGUGCCCCCCACCUGCGCCGCUGCUCCUCGGGCUCACAGAGUGGAAGCAUCCCUAAUCCUCCGGACCCCACCCUCCACCCGUUGCACCCGCAAAACUGGCUCCUCUCCAAACAGGGCCGCUUCAUGCGGGGCACCCUCAACCUCCUCCAGACUCAGACCAGUGCUAACAACAAUGGAAAUCUUCUUUAUAUGGGUUUUCAGAGCAUGGAUGACCCUUCAGUGCUCCCGGACACUGUCCAGAGAAAUAACAUCUCCACAGGGCCUCCACGAGUAGCGGGAAGCCCACCUCCACACCUGCCGUCACAGUUCUGCAGCUCCCCUCCGCCUCCUACUCCUAAUAUAGAUACUGUAGGGUGUCCCAGCACUGUCUCCAGUGGUGGGGGCUUUGGAGGGGGAGCAGGAGGUCUUGGAGGGUGCUCCACCGUAGGGAUGGGAGACCCUCAGCUGCAGGCCAUCCUGGAGGAGGUGCGUUACAUGGCAGACCGUUUCCGGGAGCAGGAUGAGAACGAAAGCAUGGCAGAGCAGUGGAAAUUUGCAGGCGCCGUGAUUGACCGCCUGUGUCUGGUAGCAUUUAGCGUCUUCAACAUCAUAUGCACCAUCUCAAUCCUCAUGUCUGCUCCCAACUUUGUGGAGGCCGUUUCAAAGGAUUUUGUCUGA